Messenger RNA from Amborella trichopoda, 1038 nucleotides. RefSeq names its product DHBP synthase RibB-like alpha/beta domain-containing protein. Gene Ontology annotation, molecular function: double-stranded RNA binding; tRNA binding; nucleotidyltransferase activity. Gene Ontology annotation, biological process: regulation of translational fidelity. The record is from RefSeq and is a predicted model, not a curated record. Gene Ontology annotation, cellular component: cytoplasm. Lineage: Eukaryota; Viridiplantae; Streptophyta; Magnoliopsida; Amborellales; Amborellaceae.
CAAAGGCUCUAUGGGUUCUAUCGCUGGGGUUGCAGAGAGAGUGUUCCUUCACCCACACCCUCUCUGGUGCAGAGAGAGAAGUUUUGCUCGUUCUCUCUCCCAAAGCAGGAGGCUUUAUGGGAUUUUAACCAUGAAAAUGGGGGAGAAUGGAGAAGUGGGUAAUGGUAUAGAGGGGAAAAUGGGUAUGGUUCUUCCAGCUCAAGAAACCCACGUCGAGAAAGCAGUGGAAGCCAUGAAAUCUGGCCAACUGAUUGCAGUGCCCACUGAUACUCUUUAUGGAUUUGCCUGUGAUGCCUGUUCCACUGCUGCAGUUCAUCGAAUUUAUGAGAUCAAAGGACGCAAACAUACUAGUCCUCUGGCAGUUUGUGUUGCUAAUGUAUCUGACAUCAAACGCUUUGCUGAAACGGAUCACUUGGCUCAUGGAUUGCUGGACAGUCUCCUCCCAGGACCUGUCACUGUUGUGUUGAAGCGAGGUAAUGACAGCAUCUUAGAGAAGUCUUUGAAUCCUGGGUUAGAGAGUAUUGGAGUUCGGGUUCCCAAUUACAACUUCAUUCGAAAAAUUGCACGUGGUUCGGGAAGUGCCCUUGCUCUCACAAGUGCCAACCUAAGUGGGCAGCCCAGCAGUGUUAACAUUAAAGAUUUUGAACACCUUUGGCACCAUUGUUCAUAUGUCUAUGAUGGUGGUUUGCUUCCUGCUGGUCGAGCUGGAUCAACAGUCGUAGACCUCACAAACCCCGGAUAUUACAAGAUUAUCAGGCCUGGAAGUGCUUUGGAUGAAACUGCAGCUGCUCUUCGAAGAUUUGGAUUGGAGGAAACUUUAUGAUGUGUGGUGUGUCUCCAAUGUCCAUUGCCUCCCGUGGUGCAAAUCUGGGAAUUUUUUUUUUGUUUUUUCCUUUUGCAUAAUUUGGGUUGGUACCUUUAUAGCACUGCGAGAAUUGGGUUGGCAGUUUCCCCUGUACUUUUAAUUCACUGAUUUUUUUUGUAUAAAAAACUGUAUUAUUUAACCUUAUUAAUGAAUGACCCCUUCAUAAUCCUCAA